Messenger RNA from Centropristis striata (black sea bass), 2751 nucleotides. RefSeq names its product protein kinase cGMP-dependent 2 (gene prkg2). The coding region runs from base 2 to 2308 and encodes 768 amino acids. Gene Ontology annotation, biological process: protein phosphorylation. NCBI's taxonomy places the organism in Eukaryota, Metazoa, Chordata, Actinopteri, Perciformes, Serranidae. The transcript is spliced from 18 exons. Gene Ontology annotation, molecular function: cGMP-dependent protein kinase activity; ATP binding. The record is from RefSeq and is a predicted model, not a curated record.
CAUGGGGAACGGCUCGAUGAAAUCGAAGCGCUACAAACACACCGACGGCCUGAAGAACUCGUCCCUGGAGUCCCUGAGGGCCCGAGUGGACGAGCUGGAGCGCGAGGGCCGGAGGCGGGACGAGGAGCUGGGGGCCCGGCAGCAGCAGAUCAAGGCCCUGCAGGAGCAGCUGGCCAAUCAGACGCGAGCGCUGGCCGAGCUCAGCCAGGAGCUGCACAACAAGUGCAUCCAGCUCAACAAGCUGCAGGACGUGAUGAAGAGCCAGGGCGGGGCCCCGGGGCCCCUGGCCUCCAGGCAGCCCUCCGUCAGGGCCACCGCCGGAGCCAAGAGCAGCCCCAACCUCAGCGUCCGCAUCAAGGAGACCCUGAACAGAAGGAAAGGGGCCAAGGCCGGGGUCUCUGCUGAGCCCACAUCCAGGACCUACGACUCCAGCAGCCUGCCCAAGUUCUCCUUCGAGAAGGCCCGCGUGUCCAAGGACGCCAGCGUGAAGAAGCUGCUGACGGACUCCCUGAACAAGAACCAGUACCUGAAGAGGCUGGAGCUGCAGCAGGUCAAAGACAUGGUGGAGUGUAUGUACGAGAGAACCUACCAGCAGGGAGAGUACGUCAUCAAGCAGGGGGAACCGGGGAACCACCUCUUCGUCCUGGCAGAUGGGAAGCUGGAUGUGUUUCAACAGAACAAGCUGCUCACGUCGAUAACCGUGUGGACCACAUUUGGGGAGUUGGCCAUUCUCUACAACUGCACACGGACGGCGUCAGUACGAGCGGUGAACAAAGUGAGGGUUUGGGCUUUGGACCGGGAAGUGUUUCAGAACAUCAUGAGGAGGACGGCUGAGACCAGACAGGAACAGUACCGCAACUUCCUCCGAAGCGUUUCCCUGUUGGCUAAUCUACCAGAAGACAAGCUAAGCAAAAUAGUGGACUGCCUGGAGGUGGAAUACUAUGACAAGGGAGACUACGUCAUCCGCGAGGGGGAGGAGGGCAGCACCUUCUACAUCAUCGCUCAGGGGAAGGUGAAGGUGACGCAGACCACCGAAGCCCACAAGGUUCCUCAGAUCAUCAACACGCUGCAGAGAGGCGACUACUUCGGAGAGAAAGCUCUCAUCAGUGAUGACGUCCGGUCCGCCAACAUCAUCGCCGAUGACAACGGCGUGGAGUGCCUCGUCAUCGACAGAGAGACAUUUGAUCAGACGGUGGGAACGUUCAACGAGCUGCAGAAGUACCUGCAAGGCUACGUGGCAACACUCGAUCGGGACGACAAGAAGAGACACGCCAGGAGGUCGGUGUCUCGCCACCAGAGCCAGCCGUUGUCUCCAGACGUCAUCCAGCUGAAGGAGAUGGUCUCCGUGUUUCCUUCCUCCAGACCUUUCGACCACCUGGAGGUGGUGGCCACUCUCGGGGUCGGAGGCUUCGGACGAGUGGAGCUGGUGAAGGUUCGGCACGAGGAUGUGACCUUCGCCCUGAAGGUGAUAAAGAAGAAGCACGUGGUGGACAACAGGCAGGAGGAGCACAUCCACUCAGAGAGGAAGAUCCUCGCCGAGGCUCGCUCGCCGUUCGUCGUCAAGCUGUACCGCACCUUUAAGGACAAUAAGUACGUGUACAUGCUGCUGGAGGCCUGUCUGGGAGGAGAGAUCUGGAGUCUGCUCAGAGACAGGGGGAGUUUUGAUGAGCCCACUGCCAAGUUCUGCGUCGGUUGUGUCACAGAGGCUUUCGAUUACCUCCAUCGCAAAGGAGUCCUCUACCGAGACCUGAAGCCAGAGAACCUCAUGCUGGACACGGAGGGCUACAUCAAACUGGUCGACUUUGGUUUUGCCAAGAAGAUCCGCUGCGGCCAGAAGACUUGGACCUUCUGCGGGACCCCGGAGUACGUGGCCCCCGAGAUCAUCCUCAACAAGGGCCACAACUUCAGCGUGGACUUCUGGUCUCUGGGCAUCCUGGUGUUCGAGCUGCUGACUGGAAGCCCUCCGUUCUCAGGGAGCGACCAGAUGAUGACGUACACGUUCAUCCUGAAAGGAAUCGAGAAGAUGGACUUCCCCAAAAAGAUCAGCAAGAGACCCGAAGACCUCAUACGCAAACUGUGCAGACGAAAUCCAUCAGAGCGACUCGGAAACCUCAAGAACGGAAUAAUUGAUAUCAAGAAGCACAGGUGGUUUAAUGGCUUCAACUGGGAGGGACUGAAGGCCCGGACGCUCCCGUCUCCACUGAAAAGAGAACUCACCGGACCGACAGACCACAGCUACUUCGACAGCUACCCUCCGGACGAGGACAGUCCUCCAGACGAGCUCUCCGGCUGGGACAUGGACUUCUGAGGCCUUCUGCUGCUCCGUCUGUCUUCUCAUCUUCUCCCUUUAUUCUGCACACCUCGACAAACUAAAGUUAAAGGGUGAAGGUGGCCUCGCGUCAUGGUGGAGGUUCAACAGCUGCAGAUAGCUGGUUUCUUUAUGAUCGUCAGGUUCAGGAGAUCCUCUUUGAGUUUGACUGUGAAGUUCAGCAGCUUGUUGCCCUUUCAAGGAAAGUUUGACAAAUAUUUAAAACUCCUUGUUUGUAGUACAAGGUGUCGUUUCAACAGUUUUACAGUUUUAUAACGGUGGUCUAUGAGGGAAGAUUUGAGCCACAGAGGAAUUUUUUGUUGCAGUACCGUAAGUGGCCACUGGAAAAAUCGGCUGCAAGGCCAACAAGUCCUCCAAACCUUACGACCACAUGUUGUUUGUUCCUACACUCAAAUACGACCCACGGGAGCAUUUCCAAAAAU